Messenger RNA from Girardinichthys multiradiatus, 2494 nucleotides. RefSeq names its product seipin-like. Gene Ontology annotation, biological process: lipid storage; lipid droplet organization. Lineage: Eukaryota; Metazoa; Chordata; Actinopteri; Cyprinodontiformes; Goodeidae. The coding region runs from base 3 to 1253 and encodes 416 amino acids. The record is from RefSeq and is a predicted model, not a curated record. The transcript has a single exon. Gene Ontology annotation, cellular component: endoplasmic reticulum membrane.
UAAUGCAAGAACAUAGCGAUCCACCACAUAUACAGCUGUCCACGGGACUCCAAAGAGGACCAGCAGUCCAAACCAAGAGCUCCAGACCAGACACGAUGGGGGUAGCAAUGGGACCGCUGCUUCACUGGCUGCAGGAUGUGGCUUCUGUGACUUUCAACAAAGCCCGACGGACGCUAUUUCAGGCCGCCAUCCUCUUCUGCAUCUUGUGUCUACUGCUAUGGGUGUCCAUAUUUCUUUACGGGAGCUUCUACUACUCCUACAUGCCCACUGUGAGCUUCUCCACUCCUGUGCACUUCUACUACAGCUCUGAUUGUGAUGCUGCAGAAUCCGGUCUGUGCUCCUUUCCCACAGCCAACAUAUCUUUCAUGAAAAAUGAAAGGGAUCAGGUGAUGGCCAACGGUCAGCCUUACAGAGUGUCUUUGGAGUUGGAGAUGCCGGAGUCUCCAGUGAAUGAACAGCUGGGAAUGUUCAUGAUCAAGAUGUCCUGUUACACCAGAGGUGGGAGGACUGUCUCGUCAGUGGGACGAUCAACAAUGCUGCAUUACCGCUCCAGCCUCCUGCAAACUCUGAGCACUUUAUUCUUCUCUCCUUUCCUCCUGACUGGGAUGGCUGAGCAGAAACAGCUCAUAGAAGUGGAGCUCUAUCCUGAUUACAAGAUAAAUGCCUAUCAUCCCACUGUGGGUGCAGUCAUUAUGAUCCAGUCCAGACGGGUUCAGAUCUACUCAGCUCAACUCCGCAUCCAUGCUUAUUUCACUGGUAUACGUUAUCUUUUGUAUAACUUCCCCCUGACAUCUGCAGUGAUCGGAGUGGCAACCAACUUUGCCUUCCUCAGCGUCAUUGCGCUGUUUGGAUACCUACAGUUCAUGUGGGGUGGGCUAUGGCCUCCAGACCAGGUCAGAGUCAGGGUCAUGAUGGGAGACAACACCCGGAUCCAGAAGCGGAGGGAGGAGGCUCGGAAGCGCAUGGAAAGGGAAAAUUCACAGAAAGAACUUAACGCUCCAGCGGUGAUUGGCUCAAUGAAUGGGACAUGUGAUUUCCAGGAAAAUAGCACCGUAGCAAAAUCUUCAUCUGAGAACCCCUCUGUAUUCCCAGAUGUCUCUGGGGCAGAAGCUGCACUUACUAAGGAAGAAGAGUCUCAUGAUUCAGAAGGACCCGAGGAAACUGAUGGGUCAAAUGGGCUGAAUGGCAGCCUUCAGUCUCAACCUGGAGAGACAGCCAUUCGCCACAGACCUGGACCUUGGAUGAGUCUCUGAACGAUAGAAUAACCGUAAUAUUGCAUAUAUUCUUUAGCACUUUGAAUGUAGAAAUGUAGAUUUAGACUAAAGCAAACCUACAACCUGUCGGAAUUCAGUCCGAAUAUGUGACCCAUGUUGCUUAAGACCUGUGUCUUAUUGUUUUGUCGCAGUUUAAAUUUGACCUCUGUUGACUUCUUUACUUUUGUUGCAAUACGGUUACAAGUCAAAUGUUGGUGAGAUUUGAGUUGCCUAGUUCAGGAGGUGUUACAUUCCAGCUCUGGCAUGUCGGUCGGUUGUCCAACACACCCUUUUAAGUGACUGAACCUGCUUGUGUUUUAUCUCUGGAUUAUGGUAUUUUCCAGAGAUGCACCGAUCGGGCUUUUCUGGCUGAUACAGAUCUGCGUUUAUAGACUAAAAAAGGUUUGAGUUCAUGAUGCAUUUAGUAAUAAGGAAAAAAAUAUAAUUUUUAGUAUUUGAUCUACCAGUCACAUCAAUACAAAUUGGCACCUUCCCGAUCUCUGAUCGAUUAAUGAAUCCUUGUAUUUUCUGAAACCACAAUCACCCCUAAAAAACAUAUUUAAGGGCCUUCUAAUCAUAUAUACUUUAGCUUUAAUGUCUUUAGAACUGAGACAUUAUUUUUAUGUAGGUGCCAUGCAGUUGAAACAAAAUUCAGGUGCAUGUGACUUUUGCUCACAGAAGCUCUUUCAAAGCAAUUUGAUUUGGAAAUUUUGCCCAACAAAAAGCAUCUUAGUUGUUACCAACUUUCCAUAAAAACAUUGAUCCAGCCUGAGGGAAGCAAUUUGGACCUUUUUGUUUGGUAAUACAAAGCCAGGUUCUGUCUCAGUGUAAUUGGUGAGUUGAAGCUUGAGUAUUUUAACAGCAGUUGUUCAUUCUUGUUGCAUAUCUUUGUAAAAGUGCAGUUGGCGAUCUUGUUUUUACCAACCAGCUCAUAUAAUUUUAGACCGGUGUGUUCAUUAAUAUGUUUGUAUUUAUUAGCGUAGAACAUGGAUAUUUGAAGUUACUGUUGAAGUUGACGCACUUGCUAAAGGCGAUGCAGGUGUUGUAUGGCUAAGCCUCUGAGUAUUUAACCUGAGCUUUGGAUUUCAUUUUUAUUGUUGCUCUGAGUUCGGUUUUUUGGAUGUAGGAUUUUGUACCAGAGAUAUUCGCAGAUAUGUUUGAUCUUUUCAAAAAUAUGUACAAAUGUUAUUUAUGUGUUUGAAGAAACAAAAUAAAUAUAUCUAUAUAUAGAUAUAUAAAUA